Hansenula anomala is the source of this 666-nucleotide messenger RNA. RefSeq names its product Okp1p (gene OKP1). The coding region runs from base 1 to 666 and encodes 221 amino acids. NCBI's taxonomy places the organism in Eukaryota, Fungi, Ascomycota, Saccharomycetes, Phaffomycetales, Wickerhamomycetaceae. The record is from RefSeq and is a predicted model, not a curated record. The transcript has a single exon.
AUGGACGACAACAAGCUAAUAAGGAUAUCCAAGAAGUAUACAAACAGAUCUAUAAAAUCAUGGGAGAAACCACCUAAGCAUAUAAUUUCCUCCGUGAACAAAAUUCUACAAAUGAACAAGACAAAAGCAUUACAAGUAUCCGCUUCCUCUAAAAAGACUGCAAAUUUAAUUCAACAAGAUAUAGAUUUGAAUGAAUUCAUAAAGCUAUUCCUCAAACAACUAAGGAAUACAAAGCUGCCUCAUUCUCAUCAACAGCGUCAACUAAAUGAAUUGGAUUAUGAUCAUGAUUAUCAAUUGAAAAGAGAAGCUUUUUUAACAAAUCUAUAUUCAAACGAAUUAAACCAAGUUGAAAACUUGAAAAAUACACUCAAGGAAGAAAAUCUGCGGGAUAAAUCAAUCACCAAGUUUGUCAAGAAUUAUGAAAAGUUGUAUAAAGAAGAGUUGAAAAAAUUGGAAUCAAUUGAUGAAUUGCCCCAAUCCAGUCCAAUGAAUACAAAAAGGAUAAAUAAAUCAUUUGAUACACUCCAGCUAAAUACUGGAGAUGAAUCUGAAGAUAUUGCUGAAGUUUUAAAACAAUUGGAAACACAAUUAGAUAAAAUUGAUGACAAUACAAAGCAUUUUCAAGAAUUAUCUAGACAAAUAGAUCAAUUGUUGAAUCAAAUGUGA